UUUCGUAAUUCACGUACUACGAGAAAGCGAGGAUAAAUAAACAUACGUGAAGGUAUUCAUCAGUCGUUAUUAAUUAGCGUGCACCGCUGCGCAUCAGUAUUCAGUAUUCAUGUUUUGUCACCGCAGGCGAUAUUGACAAUGCGUGUGGCUACAUAUACACGUAUGUAACUCGCGCGAGUUACUCCGGACAUUGUUACGCGAGAUUAUGGGCAGAAUAACGCGGAGAUCCACCGACCAAGAGAAGCCGCAGAGGAAACGACGGAAGAAGGACCUCGAUAAGUUACACUCGAGGAUCCUGCAGGCCAAGCGGAAGCUGGAUGAUUUUGGAAAGAGUGAUAAGAAAGAACAGAAAAAGCAAGGCCGAUCAAAAAUCUGCAAUAGACUUUUGCCAGAACUUGCCUCUGGCAUAUACAGAAAUGGUACAAAGGGUAAAGAUGUCCAAAAAGCAGAAACAAUGGAAAAUACAUACCAUAAAGCCCGGCUAAAUGCAGAUGCGUUGAAACUUCUCAAUGGCGAUACUCCUAAAUCCAAGGAUAUAACAGGGAUACCAGUAAAGAAUGAAACUGCUAAACAAUCAGCAAAUAAAGAUUGUAUAAAAAAUACUUUAGAAUUGGAAUUGGUUGACCUGUGUAAUCAGGAGCUAAGUCCUAUUUUAGGAAAAAGUCAAAGUCAAAAUCAGAAGCUGUAUCUUGCUAAAAAGAAAGGUGAAGAAAAUAUCUUCGAAGACACAGAUUUCAGUAAAACUAAAAAACAAAAUAUCAAUAACAAAUCAAGACAUGUUCAAAAAGAAGAUAUAUGUAAACGAAGACUGUUCCAAAAUGAUAGAGAGCUGUUAGAAACUAUUACUACUACUUCAACAGAAAUAUUUGAUGACACUGACCUUACAAACGAAAAAAAAACUAACGACAAAGAUUUAUUGUGUGACCCAUUAAGUCGCUAUAUGGAAUUCUGCAAAAUCUCUGCUAAAAAUUUUGAAGCAGAUGUUCUACCAAAUUAUCCCUCAGAUCCUCUUACAUCAACAAUUAAUAAAUUAAAACAUGCUUAUGCUGAUUCUUUUCGUCAACAACUUUUGCGCAGAAAGAAAAAACAAGAAUUGGAAAAUCUAGAUUCUACAUACUCUGUAGAACAUCAAGCUUGUGUAUCUUCGGAUAUUUCGCAAUUAUCACCUGUUGAAUUCGAAGUUCCUAAGUGUAGCGAAAACCAUACUAUCGCAGCUCGUCUUCAAGAAGGUCUACUUCACAAAGAUAACAAAUCCCAUUUAGUACAAGAUACUAAGCUUAAAAAACACGAUGGCACAAUGGGUUUUAGUUUUUCUUGUUUAUUACGAAAAACUGUUACAAAUAACACAAAUGGUCCCGUUGUCGAAAAUUGCGAAAAUAACGAUAAUCAGUACUCGAAACAAUCUGAAAACGUUUGUCAACUUGCGAAAUCAACAAAUCUUUUUGUCAUAAACGAAAAAGAUUUAGCACAAUUGGAUUCUCAGAAAAAUCCUAACUGCAUUAAUGGUGAUGUGGAAGGCUUAUCUAAAAAAUAUGAAACUAAUCUAUUUAAUAGAAGCAACGGUAUCGAAAAAGAAUUAUGUAAAACUGCACUUCCAAAUUCAUUCAAAAAUCUUUCUACGCCUAGGAUUGUAAACGCGAUGAUUGAUCAAACUAAAAUAUUAGAGCCUCAAAUUGGAUCGAUGAAAAUAAAAGAUUCGCAAGAAUCUCAAGUCGAACAAUUUAAUAUAAAUAUGCAUCCAAAGGAAUAUAACGAAAGAAAUGAAUGUUACCGAUACAAUGAUUCUUUGUAUCCGCGAUCUUUUAAAGUUUCAUGUAAUACAAAUGCGUGUGCUGAAAAAUUACUUCAAGAACAAAUCUCAUCAGACAUAAGAAAACAUCAUCAUUCAAACUUAAAGUAUACCAAGAAUCAAAUUAAUGAAAAUGCGUGUCAUUGCAACGAACAAUAUAUUUAUUUCGAUUCUGCCAAUUGUCCACGUAAAUAUAAGGAACAAGCGCAUCAAUUUCAUAAAGAAAUUGCACAGCCUGAAAGUUUAUACGACACAAGAGGCUAUAAUAACAGCGUAGAUAAUUGCGUUAAUUUGUCUAACUCUACGCAAAAUGUGCCGUUGUUAACACUGAGGCAAAAAGAUGAUUUAUAUAUGUAUCCAAAAGCGAUCGACGAUCAGCAUCGCGCAGUGUUACUGCAAAAUGUCACUCAACCUGUAAAAUACUUAGCUGUCGACAAUGGUUCGAACAUCCAAAAAAUUCCUGUAUAUAUAAAUGACAGAAGUGUUAGAGUUGCGGAAAAUGUCCCGUUGAAGGUAAUAGCUGUAAUGGAUCCAAGUAUCCAAACAAAAGCAUUUCCGCAAGAAAUUGCAACGAAGGUAGUAUCAUUACAAACAGAUAAUUUACACUUUAAUAAUUUUGUAACACGUAAGAUAAACGAUCAGUCUUACGUAAAGCAUUUAGAUUCUGUGAACGCGAUAUUGUUAAAUUCAGAUUUAUAA
Messenger RNA from Cyphomyrmex costatus, 2488 nucleotides. RefSeq lists its product as uncharacterized. Bases 206 to 2488 code for a protein of 760 amino acids. NCBI's taxonomy places the organism in Eukaryota, Metazoa, Arthropoda, Insecta, Hymenoptera, Formicidae. The record is from RefSeq and is a predicted model, not a curated record. The transcript is spliced from 10 exons.